Molecule: messenger RNA, 1503 nt
Organism: Symbiodinium sp. CCMP2456
Lineage: Eukaryota; Dinophyceae; Suessiales; Symbiodiniaceae
Source: the annotation of a GenBank genome assembly
AUGGCACUUUCUGUACUUCCUUCGCAGACAGAGCUCGCAAGUCUGGACAGCGUGGAGAAAGUUCGUCUUUGGGUGGGUGUCGACUCUGCUGUUUGGACGCGGCUCAGCAACGCGAUGGGGACCUUUCCGAAUGUCAGAACUCUAGCUUCUCUCCCUUUGAGCUCGUUGCGUGCUGGCAUGCCUGCCGUGCGAAUUGCUACCACGGGAAAUCCUCCACAGAGAGAGCUCACCCCCGUGGAAAUCAUUCAUGUUGCGCUGAUGUGGAGAGUGGCACGGCAGGCCUUUGGCAUUCAAGAUGUCGACCCUUUGGCUCCUCCAUCUGCUGGGGACGGGGCGGCAGCGACUCCGGCUGUUUUGGCAAGUCCGGGACGAAUGAAAGUCAAAGCGAAUGCUGUGAUAGAUCAGAUGGACGAAUCAGAAAUCGACAUUUUGAAUCAGAGCGAGCUGGACGAAGCCUAUCAGAAUCAUGUUGCUCUCACGGGCUGGGAUCCACCUGCAGAGGCGGAGCCGACGCCAGAACAGAUUGCAGCGCUCAAGACAAAGGUUGUGAUCAGAGGCGAGGCGCCUUAUGCAGACUUUUCUGUGUUGACGCCUUACGGACGCAGGAUGCAGAAGCAGAUGAAGGCUCGCUCAUGGAUUUUGCAGGCCGAUGGAACGUUCAAGGCCUUGGAUGUCCCAGGGCCUCCAACAUUCGAUGCGUGGAAAGCAUGCUUCAGGGUAUACAAAGCAGCCCUGUUCAUGUUGAAACAUCCAGGCAAGCCUGCUUCGACAACUUCGCCUGCUGUGUCACCAAAGCUUGUUGUGACGCCAGCUGCGCUCGAAGAGUACUUCGAGCUGGUGAGCAAGCUCAACGACGAGUUUCCAGAGACUUGGCACUUGUUACUGCAGGCGGAGGACCGAUGCAGGGCAGAAAUGUUCGAGCGUUUCCGCAGAGAGCUGACCAGAGCAGCUGCAGAAGGGAAGAUGCCAAUGGGACUUACCUUCAAUGGGGAGGCUCCUUGGAGUGGUGUCUUUCAGUAUGCGGCACGAAACGAGAGAUUCUGGAACGAAGCAUGUCCAUGGAAAGGGCUCAAGCGUCUACAGUGUCAGAGCAAGCACAGCAGGCGCUCGAAAAAUCUCGAAAACGUGAGCGCUGCUUUGGCAAAGACGCCCGGAGUGCCUUCACCUCCAGGGCAAGGGACCUCGAAGUUUGCAGAGAAAAGAAGGCGGAAGCGUCAAGAGGCAGAGCGGGCGCAAGAGGAGCAGGCAAAGAAGCAAAGGGUGCAGCCGAACGCAAGCAAGCUGCAUCCAAAGAAAUCGGGAGACAUGUACAUCACGACGGCCGAGGGCAUCGAGAUCUGUUUUCUGUUUUCGAGGGGGCGAUUGGGAGCAUGCCCAGAGCCAUGCAAGAACUGCAGGGCCCAUGUAUGUCAGUUUUGCCUCGGUGCGCACGCAAAUUUCCAGUGCACCCAGGCACCGUCCAAGACUACUGGGAAGGGUGGAGGAAAAGUCUCUGCAAAGUGA